Messenger RNA from Gracilinanus agilis (Agile Gracile Mouse Opossum), 768 nucleotides. RefSeq names its product growth hormone secretagogue receptor (gene GHSR). The transcript has a single exon. Gene Ontology annotation, molecular function: growth hormone secretagogue receptor activity. Gene Ontology annotation, cellular component: plasma membrane. Gene Ontology annotation, biological process: G protein-coupled receptor signaling pathway; hormone-mediated signaling pathway. NCBI's taxonomy places the organism in Eukaryota, Metazoa, Chordata, Mammalia, Didelphimorphia, Didelphidae. The record is from RefSeq and is a predicted model, not a curated record. The annotation marks the transcript as partial.
AUGUGGAACGAGACCCAGAGCCUGGCGAACGAGUCCAACUUCAGCCUGGACUACACGGACGAGUCUUUCAACAGCUCCUGGGUGAACCAGCUGCCCCCCUUCCCUGGAUCUCUGCUCACCGGGGUGACGGUCACCUGCAUCGCUCUCUUUUUCAUUGGCAUCUCGGGCAACCUCAUGACUAUGCUGGUGGUGUCUCGAUUCCGGGACAUGAGGACCACCACCAACCUCUACCUGUCCAGCAUGGCGCUGUCCGACCUGCUGAUCUUCCUCUGCAUGCCCCUGGACCUCUUUCGCCUCUGGCAGUACCGGCCCUGGAACUUCGGGGACUUUCUCUGCAAACUCUUUCAGUUCAUCAGCGAGAGCUGUACCUACUCCACCAUCCUCAACAUCACUGCACUCAGCAUCGAGAGGUACUUCGCCAUCUGCUUUCCCCUCCGGGCCAAGGUUGUCAUCACCAAGGGCAAGGUGAAGCUGGUCAUCCUGGUCAUCUGGGCCGUGUCCUUCUUCAGCGCUGGCCCCAUCUUCGUCCUAGUGGGAGUGGAGCACGAAAAUGGUACCAACCCCAUGGACACCAACGAAUGCAGGCCCACCGAGUUUGCCAUCCAGUCGGGACUACUUACUAUCAUGGUCUGGAUCUCCAGCAUAUUCUUCUUUCUGCCUGUAUUUUGCCUGACUGUGCUUUACAGCCUCAUUGGGAGAAAACUGUGGAGAAGGAAGAGAGAGGACAUGGGACUGAGUGCUUCUCUCCGGGAUAACAACCACAAACAA